This is a messenger RNA of Anthonomus grandis grandis, 1731 nucleotides long. RefSeq names its product esterase E4-like. The transcript has 8 exons. The record is from RefSeq and is a predicted model, not a curated record. Bases 55 to 1635 code for a protein of 526 amino acids. NCBI's taxonomy places the organism in Eukaryota, Metazoa, Arthropoda, Insecta, Coleoptera, Curculionidae.
UACCAACUGCUUAAAACGUAUCAAACGCUCCUCUUAGCCGGUCGUAUAAUCAACAUGGCCACCGUUCAAAUUAAAUCCGGGAACAUUUUGGGUACCACCGGAAAAAGUAUUAAGGGUGAUACGUAUUAUAAGUUUUUGGGAAUCCCGUAUGCUACGCCACCAGUGGGAAAUUUAAGGUUUAAGGCUCCACGAUCAGUAGAUCCAUGGCAAGACACUCGGGACUGUACAAAAGACGGAAACGUAUGUCUGAGCUUGAACUUCGUAACCAAAAAAAUCGAAGGUUCCGAAGACUGUUUGUACCUUAACGUGCAUACGAGGGCGGUACCGUCAGCCGAUGAGAACCCACUGAAGGCGGUACUGGUCUAUAUCCAUGGGGGCGGUUUUACCGCCGGUACAGGUACUGAAAUGAUGGCCGGUGCCGACCUGAUUAUGACCGAAGAUGUGGUUUUUGUCAGCAUGAAUUAUCGACUGGGGAUUUUUGGGUUUUUAAGUUUAGAAGAUGCAAGUUUGGGUGUCACUGGUAAUAACGGACUAAAGGAUCAAACGUUUGCCCUAAAGUGGGUUAAAGAAAACAUCAAAAAUUUUGGUGGUGAUCCAGAUAACGUCACGAUUUUCGGUAUUAGUGCCGGUGGAGCUUCUGUACAAUUUCAACUACUCUCACCGACGGCCAAGGGUCUUUUCCACAAAGCAAUUGCCCAAAGUGGCUCAGUCUUCAACACUUGGUCAUGGGGUCAAAAAAACGCCAUUUCCAUCGCUAACAUGCUCGGAAAAACGGUUACAAGCGAAAAGGAAGCUUUGGAGGUCCUUAUGGAGACUUCUGCUGAAGAACUGGCUCAAACAGCUCUAACUAUACCAGAGUAUAUUUGCGAUGGGAGCGUAAGAAGACCUUUUGGACCGGUCAUAGAGACACCAAAUCCAGAAGCUUUCUUAUGCGAAGACCCUGCAGAGUUGCUGAGAUCGGGAAGGUUUAAUCAAGUGCCAUUAAUUCAGGGGGUGUGUCAAGAUGAGGGUCUUCUGGUCCAUGCCAAGAUAAUGCCCCAAAAAGAUCAAGGGUACUACGCUAAAAAUGUUUUAUCCUGGAAUAUCAAAAAGGAUCCAGCCAAAGCACCCAAAUGGCAACAGAUGCUGAGGGAGCUUUAUUAUCCGAAUGGGGUCACCGAGGAGGGACUUAUUGAGCAAAUGGGGGAUAUAUUAUUUAACCUAGGGGUCAUCGAGUCGACUAAAAUAAUGAUUUCCAGCGCCAAAAACCCCAUAUUCCUUUAUAUGUUUGCUUAUGACGAAAAAGCCAGCGACAUCUUUAAAACUAUGAUAGCAAUUGACAAGAAAGGGGUUUCUCAUGGAUACGACUCGGCUUAUCUACUGUCGCUCAAUCACUUCCCAAUGAAAAUCGAAUACACUCCAGAGGACGUUAAGGCCAUAGAAGUGAUGGUGGGACUCUGGAGCAGUUUCGCUCGAACUGGAAAGCCGCAUUUGGAGUGGGAGGAGGUCACCGAUAAGGAUAAUUUGAGGUAUUUGAGGAUCGCAGGGAAAUUGGAGAUGUUGAGCGAUCCAUUUGGGGAGAGGAUGAAGGUCUGGCAUGAGAUUUUAGAGGAGGCAGGAGGGUUCGACUUGACCAACGACGAGAUUGGCAAUUAGGUGGAGAUGAUUUAUUAACUCAUUGCAGGAAAAAUUUGUUUGCACAAUUAUUAUUAUGUUAUCUGAUAUUAUAUAAAUAUAUUGUUUUUUUUUUAA